Lytechinus pictus (painted urchin) is the source of this 3402-nucleotide messenger RNA. RefSeq names its product organic cation transporter protein-like. The record is from RefSeq and is a predicted model, not a curated record. Gene Ontology annotation, biological process: transmembrane transport. The coding region runs from base 1 to 552 and encodes 183 amino acids. Gene Ontology annotation, molecular function: transmembrane transporter activity. Lineage: Eukaryota; Metazoa; Echinodermata; Echinoidea; Temnopleuroida; Toxopneustidae. The transcript has 4 exons.
AUGGUAAACUCCAUGGUAUACCUGGGGCUCUCCCUUAACAGCUCCAGUCUCGGUUCCAAUGAUUACCUCGCCUUUGCUCUCUCAGCUGGUGUCGAGAUCCCUGCCUUCAUCAUGGAUGUGUUUAUUAUCGAAUAUUUUGGUCGGAAGCCGAGUCUUUUUAUGUGCAUGAUGUUUGGUGGGAUUGCCUGCGUCUCGACCGCGUUCCUAUCUCCUGGUGCUGCUUUGACAACGGUUGCUAUGAUAGGCAAGUUCGGAAUCACUGGAUCCUUUUGUAUAAUGUACCUCUACACAGUUGAACUCUAUCCAACGAAUAUAAGGGGUGUAGCCAUCGGCAACUGUUCAAUGUUCUCAAGGAUAGCGAGUAUAGUAGCUCCUCUCAUCCUACUCCUUAGCAAGUACUGGUCUCCUCUGCCUCUUGUUAUAUAUGGCUCCGUUGCGAUCAUAGCUGCACUUUUUGCCUUAACUCUCCCUGAGACGCGAGGAAAGAAACUUCCCGAAACCCUGGAACAUGUCGAAGAAGGAGAAAAGUUCAACGUAGAAGAGCGGGUAUGAUGUUUGGAUUUUCCAAGAUGGCGAUACGCAUAGAAUCCAGAUAGAGUUCUUAGGUUGGCAUGUUAGUUUACUUCAUCAUGGUCAUGGCGUAUUUGGAUGCAUUUGUCUGCUGCUUCAGUUACCCCGACAGACCGACAUUAAACUCUUCUCAAGCUAAUACGCUCCUACUGGAUGUUCAGCAAGGACAGAUCAUGUGUUGGGUGAGAUAUCGGAUUGUCUGGUUCCAGGAAGUCUUUCUAUGAGACGCCGAUUGUACCAAUAUUAUAUAGAACAAUUAUUUGUUAUAUAAUCAUUAUUUAUUAAAUAAUAACUAUUAUUUAUAUAUAAUUUACAUUUUAUUUGUAAAUAAUUACCAUUAUAUAAAAUAACAUUUCUAAUUAUUUAUAUAUAAUUCCAAGUAAUAAUUAUUCUUAAAUAAUAAUAGUUCGACAUUCCAUUAUUUGUAAAUAAUGAUUGUUUUUCAUUAUUUAUAAAUAAUGAUUAUUUGUUUUUCAUUAUUUAUAAAUAAUGAUUAUUUGUUUUUCAUUAUUUAUGAGUAAUGAUUAUUUGUUUUUCAUUAUUUAUAAGUAAUGAUUAUUUGUUUUCAUAAUUUUUUUUUUUAAUGAUUAUUUGUUUUUCAUUAUUUAUAAAUAAUGAUUUUUGUGUUUCAUUAUUUAUAAAUGAUGAAAAACAGUAAUCAUUAUUUAUAAAUAAUGAAAAACAAAUAAUCAGUAUUUAUAAAUAAUGAAAAACAAAUAAUCAUUACUUAUAAAUAAUGGAAUUAUAUAUAAAUAAUUAGAAAUGUUAUUUUAUAUAAUAGUAAUUAGUUACAAAUAAAAUGUAAAUUAUAUAUAAAUAAUAGUUAUUAUUUAAUAAAUAAUGAUUAUAUAACAAAUAAUUUAUUAUAUAAUAUUGGUACAAUUGGCGUCUCAUAUCUUUAGUGAAGGAAAACUGGAAUAUCUAUGAAAGGACCUAGCUGAUCACUUUUGAGGACUCAUCGGGCAUUUAUUGGGACACGAGUUGUAGAGAAUUUUAAAAGGCAUAUACAGGAUUCAUUUUUUUUCUUGUCGUCUGUUCAUCAUUCCGUCCAAUUUCCUUAAGAACUGUCAAAAUCCAUUUCAAACUUGAACCAUGCAAUGAUUUGACAAUCUGAUUCAAAUUAAGGUAAUGAGGCCAUAGGAAAACGGUCAAGCAGAAUGAUCUACCUGAAAAAAGGAUCGUUCUCUGGAUAAAUUAAAUGAAAUGACCGAUCAAUUUUAGACUUAACUCAAAUGUUUACACAUGUAUACUCAUUAGUUGUGUUUUGGCAUUUAUGUAUACUUUGACUUAUUCAUUUUAAUUAAACCAUAUGGCCCGUAUUCUGAAGUCAGGUUUAACUUAGACCAAGGACUUACUAAACCAUGUUCUAACUCUGUGCUAAAAUUAUGGAAAGAAAAAGAUUAUCCAAUUUCGUUUACAUUGUAUAUUUCUUAUGUUUAAUAUUUUGCCUUCAUAAUGAAGAAAAAUUCUUCAAAAUACUUAUUUAUCAUUCCCAGACAAUUAUGAACAAUUUUAGUUUAGCAAUAUUUAGUGAAAACAGUUGUCAUGAAUAUUCAUUAGGUGGGCUGAUGAUGUCACAUCCCCACUUGUUCUUUUGUAUUUUAAGAUAUGAAAUUAGGUUUAUUCAAAUUGUUUUCCUCCAAGAACUAGAAAAAAUGGAUUGACAACUGAUUUAUUGCAUUAGAUAUUUAUUGCUGCAACUUAUUUCAUUAUCAGGGAGACAUAUUAUUCACACAAGUAUGAAAUAAUGAAAAAAUUAUGAUUUUAUGUAAUAACAUAAGAAAACGGAAAGUGGGGAUGUGACAUCAGCCCACCCAAUGAAUAUUCAUGACGACUGUUUUCACAAAAUAUUACUAAACUUUAUUAAACUUCUUUAACUUUAUUAUUUGUUAUCCGAUUUUGAUGAAAUUUUCGGCAUUUUGCUCAGUAAAUUCUACUCUAUGUAUCAAGCUAGAAAUACCUUCAGCCCGGACCAUCCCUUUCAUCCUCAUCUCCGGUUUGAUUCAAACUCUGGGCCCCCGUUGCAUAAAACUUACUAUCAUGGUAGCUUUACCACCCAAUGGUAACUACCACGGUAAUAAUGCUAAAGAGCCAAUCAGGAUCAAUGAUAUUUUUCAGCCCGGACCAUCCAUUUAAUCACGAGUUUUCAUAAUACUACACAGUCGCUUUCUGGAACGUUGAUAAUCUAUUGAAAAUGCUCGUCAAAUCACAAUGAUGAACAGAUAAGAGGUUAUAUUGUCGAAUAUUUGUGAACCGGGAGCGCAGAUUGUCCUAAAUUUUUGAGCUGACGAAAGAAAUUGGAAAUAUGUCGUUUGUCCAAAGUCCAGGACGACACUGCUGCUUUGAUUCACCGAUUUUAAACAAAGACUGAUUUGUUAUGAAGGGGUUAUGACAAUAUAUUCUCACCGUUCCAGAAAGUGUCUGCGUAUUAGUUGCAAAAAAACGGUGAUAUAAAAUACGGGCCGUAGCGACAGUAAUCUCAUUUGGGGCCUAAUAUUAUAUACAUCCAAGAGAGGAUUAGCCUUUUUUUUCAUAGAGGUACGUAUGAGAAAAAUGAUCUGAAUAUUUUAUGAAUUACACAAUUUUCAAAAGAAAAGAGAGCAAUUAUAUAUGCCAUGUCCUGCCAAUGGCGGAGGUAUAAGUUUCUACGGCGUGCAGUCGAGGAACCACUUUUUUUUUUUCAACGAGAGGUUUUAUUUUUAUAUGCAAUCUUAAUGAUAAAUAUUUUAUAUACAUGAGUUAUAUUUUUAAUACCCAUUAUGUAUUUUACAUAUAUAUUGUACGAUUUUAUAACAUAAUUAUAAACGCAUAUUAAAGUGAUCGAAAAAGAAA